AUGUCGACGAGUCGGAAGGUACAGAGCGACAUCGAGAAAACGCUCAAAUUGAUGAAUGCAGGGUUUACGGAGUUUGAGGAGAUCCGGCAGAAGUUGGACGAGACUCCAGCAGGACAUCAAAAGGAGAAGGUUGAGGCGGAGCUGAAGCGGUCAUUAAAACGGCUUCAAAAGUACCGCGAGCAGAUCAAGGGAUGGCUUCAGACUGAAAUAAAGAAUAAGCGGACACUCGAAGAGGCAAAGCGUGACAUUGAAAUUCGAAUGGAGGCGUUCAAAGAAAUCGAGCGUGAGAGUAAGAUCAAACCCUAUUCCAUUGAAGGGUUGGCGCGCGUGAGCGAAAGUGAAGAGACGGAGGACGAAGAAGUGGAAACGACGUGGGUUGAUGAAGCUAUCGAGCGGUUAGAAGAACAGAUAGAAGAGCUUAAAAAAGAGAAAGAACCGGUCAAAAAGAAAAAGCAGUCCCAACAGAAGAAGAAUCAGUUACAGAAACGGAUAGAACUGAAUUCUAAACAUAUUGAAAAACUUAAGACAAUCAACGAAGCAUUCAAAUACGGGUUUUUAACGGAAGAAGACUUAUCAGAACUCCAAGACGAUGUUGAUAUGUACUUGGAACAAACGGGAACAAAUCUUGAAGAUAGUCUUCAUAUAUAUAACGGAUUUGACUUCCACAGUCUUACUAUGCAAAUUGAGGAAGAAAAGCAAGAACAGAUUGAAAAUGCCGAGCGGAAGAGGAAGGAGGAAGAAGAGGAACUUGCAAAGGAAGAGUUGAAGGAGAAGGAACUCGAAGAACAACAACGACUUAAACAACAAAGCGAGGUGCAACAACAAACAAGUCCAGUCAUUCAACAGAAACUGUCGCCAAAGCAACAAUCGCCAGCAGUCAAAGUCGAACGGAAAGUCACGAAGUCACCAACACCACAAGAAACACCAAAAACACCAAAGACUAAUGUCAAGGGGAAAGCGCAAGACAGCACGAAACUACAAAAGAAAAGUUCAAACGAGCAAGUCGAUACCGUCGAAGAGAAGAAAGAAGAGAAAGGACAAGUCGACGAAAAGACUUUGAAGACUCUCCAAGACAUCGAAUUCUCAUACACAAACAUGAUGAGUCAAAGCCCAACAAUUCAAAAGCAUACGCCCGCGAAAUCACAACUCCCCAAAUGGUUCCCCACUCAGGCGUCGGAAUUCAGUUUCACGUCAAACAAAAUCGACGACGAAUUUCUGAUGUUUUUGUUUUAUUACACACAAGGAACACCAUUACAAGCACAAGCCGCGGAACGACUACGUCAAAAGAAGUGGGUCUUUCACAAAGGGUACCAGAAAUGGUUCAGAAAGGUGAACGACAACGGCUUUACUUCUAACGUUUCUGAAAACGGCGACUAUUGCUGCUUUGACUUCGAGUCGUGGAACAUCGAGUCAAAAACACACUUCGCGUUCUUCAACAACUUCAUGGAAAAGUGA
Entamoeba invadens IP1 is the source of this 1455-nucleotide messenger RNA. RefSeq lists its product as hypothetical. The coding region runs from base 1 to 1455 and encodes 484 amino acids. The record is from RefSeq and is a predicted model, not a curated record. Lineage: Eukaryota; Evosea; Mastigamoebida; Endamoebidae. Gene Ontology annotation, cellular component: P-body; CCR4-NOT core complex; nucleus. Gene Ontology annotation, biological process: nuclear-transcribed mRNA poly(A) tail shortening; regulation of DNA-templated transcription. The transcript has 2 exons.